Molecule: messenger RNA, 1323 nt
Organism: Rhincodon typus (whale shark)
Lineage: Eukaryota; Metazoa; Chordata; Chondrichthyes; Orectolobiformes; Rhincodontidae
Gene: drd6b
Product: dopamine receptor D6b
Exons: 1
Coding region: 1-1323 (440 amino acids)
Biological process (GO): adenylate cyclase-activating adrenergic receptor signaling pathway
Cellular component (GO): membrane
Molecular function (GO): G protein-coupled receptor activity
Source: RefSeq, a predicted model, not a curated record
AUGGGCAACCUCACAGAGCAGGGCAGCAGCAAUGGUGUGGGGCAAGGGCUGGCAGUGCGGGCAGUGACUGGCUGCUUGCUUUUCCUCCUCAUUCUCUCCACGCUGCUGGGGAACACCCUGGUGUGCCUGGCGGUGAUGAAGUUCCGGCACCUGCGCUCCAAAGUCACCAACUUCUUUGUCAUCUCGCUGGCGGUGUCCGACCUGUUUGUGGCGGUGCUGGUGAUGCCCUGGAAAGCCUUGAGCGAGGUGGCUGGCCACUGGCUCUUUGGCCCCUUCUGCGACACCUGGAUCGCCUUCGACAUCAUGUGCUCGACCGCCUCCAUCCUCAACCUGUGCAUCAUCAGCCUGGACAGAUACUGGGCCAUUGCCAGCCCAUUCCGAUAUGAGCGCAAGAUGACCCAGAGGGUGGCUUCGGUGAUGAUCGGGGUGGCAUGGACACUAUCCAUCCUCAUCUCCUUCAUCCCAGUGCAGCUGAACUGGCACAGGGCAGGAGCAGAGCUGCUACAGGACAGGGCCAACAGCAUGGCCGGCUGUAACUCCAGCCUCAACAAGACCUACGCCAUCUCAUCCUCCCUGAUCAGCUUCUACAUCCCGGUGGUAAUCAUGGUGGGCACUUACACCCGCAUCUACCGCAUCGCCCAGACCCAGAUUCGCAGGAUCUCGUCCCUGGAGAGGGCGGUGGAACAUGCCCAGAGCUGCCAGGAGCAGACAGCAGACUGCCCGCACGAAGCUGCCCUGAAAAGCUCCUUCAAGAAGGAGACCAAGGUGCUGAAGACCCUGUCUAUCAUCAUGGGGGUCUUCGUCUUCUGCUGGCUGCCUUUCUUCGUGCUGAACUGCAUGGUGCCCUUCUGUGCCCCAGCCCUGGCUCAAGCAGGGCAGGGUCCCUGUGUCAGCGACACCACCUUCAACAUUUUUGUCUGGUUCGGCUGGGCCAACUCGUCUCUGAACCCGGUCAUCUACGCCUUCAACGCAGACUUCAGGAAGGCCUUCACCAGCAUCCUGGGCUGCGCUCGCCUCUGCCCCAGCAACGCGGUGGAGCCGGUCAACUUCAGCAACGAGCUGGUCUCUUACCACCACGAUGACACCACGCUGCAGAAAGAGCCCCGUGCCGGCUCAGCGGGGGCUAACCCGGGCAUCCUCCCCAACCAGCUGCCGCCCUCCCUCAGCGAGCCCUUCGACAAAGUCUCCAGCAUCUCCUCGGUCCCCAGCGCCAGCAGCAGCUACAGGGGCCCCAGGGAGCAGAACCUGCUGCUGCCGGGGGGGCUGCCGUACGACGGCGAGGCCGAGAUCAGCCUGGACACUAUCACAGCGGUUUACCGCUGA